Molecule: messenger RNA, 2980 nt
Organism: Syzygium oleosum
Lineage: Eukaryota; Viridiplantae; Streptophyta; Magnoliopsida; Myrtales; Myrtaceae
Exons: 5
Coding region: 1143-2423 (426 amino acids)
Molecular function (GO): zinc ion binding
Source: RefSeq, a predicted model, not a curated record
CAUCCUCUCACAUGGAGACGCUCGCUCUCGCACAUACUCGUGCUCGUUCGGUCGAAGGAUGCUCGCUUAAGGGUCGAAGCGGACAGAGCGUUGAAGUCAUUGAGCAGAAGGAUUGGGCCAGUUGGGGUUCCAGGUCACCAUUGUUUUGCUCGUGGAAAAUUGAAGUGUUGUAGGUUGAACAAGAAACAAUGUGACAGCGAGGAUGGUUCAUUAGACUUGUGUGAUGAUGAAAUAAAUAUAUCAGAUGAUGAAGAGAUCAAGACAAGGGAGAUGAGGAAAGAUUUUAGGGAAGCAACAAUUGAGGAGGUAGAUGAUGGUGGAGAAUUAGCUGAAGGUUCCAUCGAUAUAAGAAUGGAGGAGGAGGUUGGUGUUGUUCCACACGAAGGUGGGGAUGAUGAUGAAGAUGCAAUAUCGGAUGAUGAACCUCUAAGUGGUCCUGAUAUUGAUAACUUUGAAGAAAUUAGUGGCACGACUGGACGAAUGGUUAACAGGUAUGAUCCUAUGUGUGACCAUAACGAGAAUGUGUUUAGUCUAGGUAUGAGAUUUGAAUCUCAUGAACAGUUCAAGAUAGCUGUGCAAAAAUAUGCUGUAAUGAAUGGAUUUAACAUUUUUUGGCAAAUGAGUCAAAAGAAAAGAAUGGAAGCAAAGUGUGUAAGUGGCUGUGGCUGGAGGUUGUAUGGCAGUUGGGUUCAAGAUGAGAAAACUUUUGUAAUAAAGAGAGUUGGAAAUCCACAUAACUGCAAUAGAAGCCUUACAAAUAGGCAAGCCACUUCUACAUGGCUUGCUCGUGAGUACAUGCCUAAGAUUAGAGUUAGACUCACUUAUUCGGCUACCGAAAUGCAGACAGAUGCAAGAGAAAGAUUUGCCCUGACCCUUGAUAAAAAAAGAUGUUAUAGAGCCAUAUGGAAAGCUCUUAGUUAUAUAAGGGGGCCGAUAGGGAAGCAAUAUGAUAUGCUAAGAUCUUAUUUGGAGGAGCUUAAGAGAGUUAGCAAAAAUGGAAGAUUUGAGAUGGAGGUUAACCUAGGAACCAAAGUAUUUGAGAGGUUUUAGUGGGCUUUGAUGAAUUGAAAAGGGGGUUUUUAGUAGGAUGUAGGCGUGUGAUAGGCUUGGAUGGGUGCUUCCUUAAGAUUGGAUUGAAAGGUAUGUUGUUAUGUGCCGUUAGACGAGAUGGAAACAAUCAAAUGUUUCCAAUAGCUUGGGCAAUUGCGGAAGUUGAGUCCGAGGCAUCGUGGACUUGGUUUCUCGCUCGGUUAUUUAUUGACUUGAAUGUGGACACAGGUGAAGGUUGGACUUUUAUCAGUGAUCAACAAAAGGGACUAAUGAAUGCAGUUUCAUGGCUAUCUCCACAAGCAGAGCAUCGAAAUUGCGCAAGACAUAUAUAUGCUAAUUGGAAAAAAUUACACAAAGGGGAUGCUUUGAAGAAUCUCUUUUGGAGGGCUGUGAGGUGUACAUUUGAAGCUGAUUUUGACAUGGUAAUGGAAGAUUUGAAGAUGGAGUGUCCUAAAGGUUAUGAAGACUUCAUGAGACAAGGCCCUAAGCACUUCUGCAGGGCUUUCAUCAAGACAGGUACCAAGUGUGAUGCGGUUGAAAAUAAUUUAAGUGAGACCUUUAAUGGAUACAUUUGCAUACCGAGAGCAAAACCCAUUCUUGAGAUGCUUGAAGAAAUACGAGCUAUGUUGAUGGAGAGAAUGACAGAGAGAAGCCGGUUAAUGGUUGAUCAAAUGGAUCCAAUUUGUCCAAGGAUUAGAAUGAAGUUGGAGAAGACUAAACUGGAGUCCAGGUAUUGUUUUGCUAGAGCGUCUUUGGGAAAUAAAUUUGAGGUUGAAGGGGAUGGCAAUAGAUUUGUGGUUGACUUGGUUGGGAAGACUUGUGCUUGUAGGGAAUGGGAUAUUUCUGGUAUACCAUGUAGACAUGCCAUAUGUUGCAUUGCUUUCAUGAAAUUAGACAUCAAUUAUUAUGUUGAUGAUUGCUUUAAGAAAGAUGCUUAUGGAAAAUGUUAUCAAUUUCCCUUCCCGGUCAUGAAUGGGGAAAAAAUGUGGCCCAAAGUCAAUGGUGAGCCAAUCAAACCCCCACCUUACAGAAGGAAAAGGGGUAGAGAGAAGAAAAAUAGAAUCAAGGAUAAAGAUGAGCGAAGUAGUGAAGGUAAGAAAUUGACGAAAGUUGGAGUUCAAAUGCGAUGUUCAAAUUGCCUUCAAUAUGGACAUAACAAGAAGACAUGCAAGAAUCCUACAACAUCCAGACCACCCAAAGCAAGAAGAGGAAGACCAAAGAAAGCUGAUGGGGUUAGUGGUGCGCAAGCUAGUUCACAAGCCAAUGGACCAUCUAAUGGGGACUCCAUUAUCAUUAGGAAGGAGAGAGCACAGGCUAGUGCUUUAUCAGGCAAAAUUUUAUUUUCAUACCACGUGUAUAUUGUGUGUGAUUAAUGUUUUGUGCUCAUUUUGUUUCUUUAGGCAAGACAUGGAUAUGGACUUUUCAUAUCUGAAGCUACUGGGAAUUCCUAUUUAAGGGUAAUCUAUGUCUAACGUUUUAUAAGUGUAUCGAAAAGAAAAGCAAGUUCAUAUGUUUAUUUUUUUUUAUUGCAGAUGCCGGGUAGUAAUAGAGUUAUUGACAUUGGAGGUCCAUCCAUUUCCAAGGGACAAACAAGAGCAAGGAAUGUUAUUGAAGUUUCACUAGGCCAAUCUUCCACUGAUAUCUCAGAACCUCCAUACACUCAAGAAUCUGGAAUUGGUGGUUAACUGUGAAAUUGUGGACCAGAAAAUGCUUGUGCAGUGCCUCCUACUAGAUGUCGAGUUGUAGACAAAAAGUGCUAGUUUUUUUGUUGUUUGUAAGUAGAUUUGGCUAUGCAUUAUGUGUUUGGGAAUUUGGCGAUGUCAUUUUGUAUAUGUGAUGUUUUGGCUGUGCACUAUGUGCGCUGAUCUGGAAAGCUUGCCACUCUGCUUUUGACUAAAACCAUAUGCACAUGAUUUGAAAGCUUCCAUUA